GCAAAUGUUUUUCUAACUUCUUUUUCCGAGGUAGGGGGCGAGGAAUGAAGAAACAGACACACCUCCGCGCUCCUGCUAUGUUUAAAAGUGACACUAAUGCGCGUCCGCGUUUCUUAACAGCAACAUCUCCAGACUGCUCUGAGGUUAAACUGCAGACAUGGGCAACUGCAUGGACGGCGUCUGCGACCGCCCGAAGAACACUAACAUUAAAUUGAGUUUACCUGCCGUGUGUUUCGUCUGGCAGCUGUCUAUGAUCAUUCUUUUUGGGGUGUUUGUGCGGUAUGAUGAAGAGUCAGAUACUCACUGGGUUGAGCACAAACAGACACACAAUAUCACAAGUGAUAUCGAGAAUGACUUCUACUUCAGAUAUCCAAGUUUUCAGGAUGUUCAUGUCAUGAUCUUCGUGGGCUUUGGCUUUCUCAUGACCUUCCUGAAGCGCUACAGCUUUGGUGCUGUGGGAUUCAACUUCCUGGUUGCGGCUUUCGGCAUCCAGUGGGCUCUUCUGAUGCAAGGCUGGUUCCAUUCUCUGGACUACACUGAUGGAAAGAUCAAGAUCGGUGUAGAAAACUUGAUCAAUGCAGAUUUCUGUGUGGCGGGUUGUCUGAUCGCUUACGGGGCUCUUCUGGGGAAGGUCAGUCCUGUUCAGCUGUUGGUGAUGACGCUGUUUGGCGUCACGCUGUUCGCUGUGGAAGAGUACAUCAUCCUGUCUGUCCUCCAUGCCAAAGAUGCCGGUGGCUCCAUGGUGAUCCACACUUUUGGAGCUUAUUAUGGGCUGUCAAUUUCAUGGGUUUUGUAUCGGCCUAAUUUGGAUAAGAGCAAACAUUUGAACGGGUCUGUCUACCACUCAGACGUGUUCGCCAUGAUUGGCACCCUCUUCCUGUGGAUGUUCUGGCCAAGUUUUAACUCUGCCAUUGCUGAUCAUGGAGACGGUCAGCACAGAGCUGCCAUCAACACAUAUCUGGCCUUGGCCUCCACCGUUCUCACUACAGUCGCCAUGUCCAGCCUGUUUGAGAAAACAGGGAAACUAGACAUGGUUCACAUCCAGAAUUCCACGCUGGCAGGCGGAGUUGCUGUAGGAACAGCAGCUGAGUUUAUGCUUUCACCAUACGGAUCUUUGAUUGUGGGCUUCUUCUGUGGCAUCAUAUCUACCAUGGGUUACAUUCAUUUAUCGCCGUUCUUGGAAGAGAAACUGAAGAUUCAAGACACCUGUGGCAUCCAUAACCUGCACGCUAUGCCAGGGGUCAUGGGAGGAAUUGUGGGUGCCAUCUCAGCCGCUGCUGCCACCACCACGGUUUAUGGAGAACAUGGGUUGCAGAAUACGUUUGACUUCACGGGGGAUUUUAAAAACCGUGUGCCUACUAUCCAGGGAGGAUAUCAGGCAGCAGGGCUGUGUGUGGCUUUGUGUUUUGGAAUCGGAGGUGGCAUACUGGUUGGCCUGGUUCUGAAGCUGCCCAUCUGGGGCGAUCCUGCAGAUGAAAACUGCUACGAUGAUGAGAUCUACUGGGAGGUUCCUGAGGAUGAAGAAAGCAUUCCUCCCAUCCUGGCCUACAAUAACCACAUGAUCCCAGACAAACAUGCAGACAUGAGAGAGACAAACUUCGUGGAGCAGCGUUAACAUCUGGAAUCAGAUCCGCAGUGAAAACAUCUGCUUUCCUGCUGCUGUCCCUGAAGAUAACAACACUCACUACACGCCAACAUUACAAACAAACAGACAUUUCUUUUGCUUGAACAUAACACAUCACACAUAUCUUUAUGAUACAUAGAAUACUUUAUUUUAUCCAGGUUGAGAUGCAAAUAUUUUAAAUAUAUCCCUUACUAUAUCUGCAUGUCAGAAUUCAGAUCACUCAGAAUGAUAAAGUAGUAAAAAGAUCAAUUUAUUUUUCUUUUAACAAAAAUGGCGGAACGAAUCCUGAUGAUUUCCUGUGAAUGUGUUCAGAGAAAAUGUGACCAAAAACCCACAACCUCUAAACCUCCUCCAAGCUGUUCCAUUUUUAAUGAAGUUGAUUUUACAGGUGUUCAUUUAAACAUUUGUUACCCAGACAUUAUUUGAUCGUUAUAAUGUCGUUAUUUCAUUUUAUAAGAUUCAAAAUGGUUUGCCUUUAAUUUUGUAGGUGAGAAUCUGCACAUUGUAUCCACAUUUUAAAAAGCUAAAUUCUAUAAUCUUUUAUUUAUAGAUUUUUCCUGAUCAUUUGCAUGUCCAUGUCAAUCAGCAUGCGUGCAGAACAUCUCUAAAUCAAACAUUUGUCAUUUUCCUAAUGCUUUCACAAAUGAACCAAAAUGACAGCAACAGUGUGCAACAUCAGUGUGUAAAUACUCCUAAACUGUUUCCUUUCUCUAAUGUAGCAUGCACAAUUAAUUUUUGUUUGUUAUCUUUAUUGUAAAUUGAUUGUUCAAAAGAAAAUAAUAUUAAACUUUUGGCUGCUGUAUAAUUCCAAA
This is a messenger RNA of Carassius gibelio (silver crucian carp), 2436 nucleotides long. Its product is annotated as ammonium transporter Rh type C-like 2. The coding region runs from base 158 to 1615 and encodes 485 amino acids. The transcript has 11 exons. NCBI's taxonomy places the organism in Eukaryota, Metazoa, Chordata, Actinopteri, Cypriniformes, Cyprinidae. Gene Ontology annotation, cellular component: plasma membrane. Gene Ontology annotation, molecular function: ammonium channel activity. The record is from RefSeq and is a predicted model, not a curated record. Gene Ontology annotation, biological process: ammonium transmembrane transport; ammonium homeostasis.